AUGGUUGUUGAGGAUUGGGAUCGUUUGUGUUCUUGGAUGGUUGACCAAGUACCAGUGAUGGUUGGUUUCCUAAAUGCUGAAAAGAAUAAGUGUGUUGAAGCAGCAACUCAACGCCUCAGAAGAAGAGAAGCUCUGAAUGAACAACUGAUGAGAGAACAACUCUAUUCUGUUAUUGAAGAAACCAGAAGGAAGAAAGAACAAGAAGAAGUUGCACGGAUUGAGGCAGAACAACGUGAAGCUGCAAGUUUUCAUGCAAGCAUCGGGAUGACACCUUAUGAAGCUUUGUAUGGUCGGAGGUGUCGUACGCCUUUGUGUUGGCAUCAAGACGGGGAGAACUUAGUUAUUGGACCGGAGUUGGUUCAGCAAACCACUGAAGAAGUAAAGCGAAUCCAGGAAAAGAUGAGGAUUUCGCAGAGUCGUCAGAAGAGUUAUGCUGACAACAGGAGAAAAGAGUUGGAAUUUCAAGCUGGAGAUCAUGUCUUUUUGCGGGUUACCCCGAUGACUGGUGUCGGAAGAGCGAUCAAGUCUAAGAAGCUUACUCCAAAGUUCAUUGGGUCGUACCAGAUAACGGAACGAGUUGGCCCAGUGGCAUAUAGGAUUGCGUUGCCGCCUUUCCUAUCCAAUAUCCAUGAUGUACUUCAUGUGUCGCAGUUGCAGAAGUACAUGGCUGAUGAUUCUCAUGUUCUCGAACCUGAUGACAUUCAGCUAAAGGAUGAUCUAACGAUGGUGAUGCCACCCAUCAAGAUCACCGACAAGAGUACCAAACGUUUGAGAAACAAGGAAGUGUCCUUGGUGAAGGUGAUUUGGAAUCAAGCGACGGGUGAUGCUACUUGGGAGCUUGAGAGUACGAUGCGGGAGUCACACCCUGAAUUGUUUGUAGAACCUUAG
Molecule: messenger RNA, 888 nt
Organism: Lotus japonicus
Lineage: Eukaryota; Viridiplantae; Streptophyta; Magnoliopsida; Fabales; Fabaceae
Exons: 2
Coding region: 1-888 (295 amino acids)
Molecular function (GO): nucleic acid binding
Source: RefSeq, a predicted model, not a curated record